AUGCUGAAGCUGUUGACUGUGUUUUUGCAGAAAGCUGCGGGUGUGCCUCCUAGUGCUGCAACAAGUAGAGUUCUCUAUGUGCUGGGCCCGUCACUAGUAAACGAGUCGGAGUCGGAUUUAUUUCUUAACGAACAGUCUCCCAUGCAAACGAAGUACAUCCAAACGGACUACAUUACCAAAGUUUCAGAGAAAAUCGCAACCACACCAAGCGCUCAGAGAAGAGGGAUCCGAGGCAGCCUCAAUACUCCCGAAGAGUGCAUCUACGAG
Molecule: messenger RNA, 267 nt
Organism: Amoebophrya sp. A25
Lineage: Eukaryota; Dinophyceae; Syndiniales; Amoebophryaceae
Source: the annotation of a GenBank genome assembly